Mus pahari (shrew mouse) is the source of this 950-nucleotide messenger RNA. RefSeq names its product sterile alpha motif domain containing 3 (gene Samd3). NCBI's taxonomy places the organism in Eukaryota, Metazoa, Chordata, Mammalia, Rodentia, Muridae. The transcript has 7 exons. Bases 100 to 948 code for a protein of 282 amino acids. Gene Ontology annotation, molecular function: protein binding. The record is from RefSeq and is a predicted model, not a curated record.
CGGCGGCCGAGACACUGGACCAAGUGACAGCUGUGGCCUGGGAUACUUCUGUUCCCUGGCUUGUGCUGUCUAUAAAGGUGUAUUGACAAGAAUCCGGCAAUGGAAACGUGGUCAGUUGAUCAGGUCUGCAAAUGGUUGGUGGAGAAAAACUUAGGUGAGCUAGUCCCCAGGUUUCAAGAGGAAGAAGUCAGUGGGGCAGCACUCCUGGCCCUUAAUGAUCGGAUGGUACAGCAACUGGUAAAGAAAAUUGGACACCAGGCUGUUCUGAUGGACUUCAUUAAGAAAUACAAGCAGAGCAAUCAAGGGCUGAAGCCCACGGGAGGCCCCACGGAGACAUUCCUGCUGACCCCGGCACAAGCAGCCCCUGAGCAUGAACAAAACCCUCAUCCCACCAGCCAUGGGGACCAGACUUCUUUAUAUCCAGCCGUCCUUGACAAUAGACUCAUUGACCAAAGAGUAUUGAAGCAGAGAAGAAAUGUAAAACAUGUUCUAGCAAGGCAUAAAGCAUUCCAGUGGACGAAGUCCUACAUCUUACCGGAGUUUCCCUAUGACGUCAAGUGCAUGUUGGUGGAGCAGAAGCGCCCUGACCACAGCAUGCGGAUAAGGAUCAUUGAGUUUCUCCAGGCAGAUAUGACUAAGUACCUGGAAGGCUCCCUGUACCCCACCACCCAGCAGUACAACGACGUGGUCAAUGCUCUGCUGCAGGCCCACCCUUUCCUGGAUGAGGAUGGCUGUGGCUUUUUUUUAUGGAAACGAGCCCUCAAAGAUCGCUUUAAAUAUAUUCGAAGACCCAUAGAAGAUGAUGAACAAGUCAUGAGGAAUAAGUGUAAAUUUGGACACCGAAGAGGCCAGAAAAGGAAGUCUCUUGCUGACAUACAAUCGAAUGAAAUUAAAAUUGUGCAGUUAAAAGUAAGCCUGAAUUUUAAACACUCUGACAACUUUGGCUGAUU